CGCGGAACUUUUAUUUUAGGGGAGCGCAUAACAGCGUUGCACAAAAUGCCGUCUGUCAGAAAGCCAGACCGACAGCCUUGUUUUCAGCAAUAAAUCCAUGUUUUUAAGGGAUGUGUGACGCAGCAGAGGUGGACCUGUAUGCUGUCCUGGGAGCCAGCCCCUCAGACUCGCUCCAGCAGCUCAGACACAGGUACCAGCAGCAGGCCUUGCAGUACCACCCAGACCGUCUCGGAGGCAAGUGUUCUUCAGAAGCAGAGUCCGGUGUAAAGAAGUUUCUGGAAGUGGAUGCUGCCUGGAGGAUCCUCAGUGACCAGGACAGCAGGAAACAGUAUGACCUGCAGAGGAGAGUUCAGGAACUGAAACAGGAUUGGCCGGUGGAUUCUACAGUCUAUCUGGAGGAGAUGACCUGGGACCAGGAUAAGUGCGUGUACACAUACGGCUGUCGCUGUGGCGGAGGAUUCGAUGUCUCCUCCGCUGAGGUGGAGGAGGAGACCCAGACGGGGCAUCAGGACGAUGAAGAGGAAACGCGCAGAGGUCUGGUUGUCUGCUGUGAUACUUGUUCGCUCAGUGUGUGCGUCACAUGGUCCUUACAUAGAAAGACUCAAACUUGAAGUAUAUAAUACAAUAAUAACACUUAUUUGGAAAACUGUCACCUUUGACAAAGCCGAGCCGGACUACUUAAACAUGGUGUCAACAUCAUCAACCUUUUUGAAAGAGGAAACUGAACUAUAACUUAAUAAACCAAACGGGGGCUUACACACCUGAAAGUCCAAACCAGGGUCCGAACCAUGGUUCAUGUUUUUCUUACAUUGUAUGCAUCUGAUCUGGUAAGUUUUGGUUUCACACUGGGUUUCACACAUAACUGUGUCCUGUCGUCAUAACAUAGGUGAGCCCCGUCUCCCAAUACUUUGUAGACUGGUUUCUCGGUCCUCUGGUAUCCUCUCUCUGAGUUUCUCCAGCAGUCUCCUGCUCUCUCCCCUUGCUGCCGUGGCUCUUUCUGUUCCAUUGCGUUGUUGAAAAGCAAGACAGGAACUUUACUCAGAGGUUUUAAAGUGCUGCAUAUUUAGAGACAAACCUUCAUUGUACAU
This is a messenger RNA of Etheostoma cragini (Arkansas darter), 1088 nucleotides long. It is a transcript of the gene dnajc24, whose product is annotated as DnaJ (Hsp40) homolog, subfamily C, member 24. NCBI's taxonomy places the organism in Eukaryota, Metazoa, Chordata, Actinopteri, Perciformes, Percidae. Gene Ontology annotation, biological process: positive regulation of ATP-dependent activity. The record is from RefSeq and is a predicted model, not a curated record. The coding region runs from base 111 to 611 and encodes 166 amino acids. The transcript has 5 exons. Gene Ontology annotation, molecular function: ATPase activator activity; ferrous iron binding.